GUGAUGGUCAGCACGAGAAGUACCAGACAGUGGGCAACGUGGUAGCAGCGUAACCGCUCGCCAUCGUUGCCCGACCUUUCAAAUGCUAUCCGUCCGAUGUGCAUCAAACCACUUCUACGCUACCGGUGCUUCCAGGAGCGGCAGAGCCGAAGCCUCAUCAUAACUGCGAUGUCCAUCGUCCUCUUUCUUUGGUUGUUGGUGACGUCGCAUCACAUGGAGUCGAACGCCGUGGUUUGGUUCCGGAAGGGGCUGCGGAUCCACGACAACCCCGCGCUGGACUACGCUUGCAGGGGAUCCAGCCACAUCUUCCCAGUGUUCGUCCUCGAUCCCCGUUACCUUCAUCCAGACCCCUCUGCCUUCUCCCUUGGUUCUGCCCGCGCUGGCCUCAACCGCAUCCGCUUUCUCCUCGAUUGCCUCCUCGAUCUUGACUCCAGCCUCCGCAACCUUGGCUCCCGCCUCCUUGUCCUCAAGGGGCACCCUGAACCAGCCUCGGUAAUCUGCCAGAUCCUCAAGGACUGGAAUAUUCAGAAGCUCUGCUAUGAAUUCGACACGGAACCAUAUGGUCAAGCUCGGGACAGACAAGUCACGGAUUUUGCCAGUCAACAUGGAAUUGAAGUGUUCUCUCCCGUGAGCCAUACUUUAUUCGACCCUGCGGAGGUUAUUAAGAAGAAUGGAGGAAGACCACCUUUGACCUAUCAGUCAUUCGUGGCACUUGCUGGAAAACCCCCAGACCCUCUUGCCAAAACAUACUCUGAACUUCCUCCUGUUGGAAAUGUUGGGAAUGUUGAAUUGCUAAAUAUUCCAACAAUUGAAGAACUUGGCUACAAAGAUAUAGAACAGGAAGAAUUUUCACCUUUUGGAGGUGGUGAAUCAGAAGCUCUUCGAAGACUGAAGGAAGUUCUUAAAGAUAAGGAGUGGGUAGCAAAUUUUGAGAAACCAAAGGGUGAUCCCUCGGCAUUUUGGAAACCAGCAACCACUGUCUUGUCACCAUAUCUGAAAUUUGGUUGUCUUUCUUCAAGGUACUUUUAUCAUUGCCUUCACAAUGUCUACCUGACUGUUGGUAAACACACAUCCCCUCCAGUUUCACUUGUUGGCCAGUUAUUAUGGCGUGAAUUCUUCUACACGGUGGCUUUUGGAACUCCUAAUUUUGAUCAGAUGAGAGGAAACAAGAUAUGCAAGCAAAUUCCUUGGAAGGACGAUGACAAAUUACUUGUAGCUUGGAGAGAAGGUCGGACAGGAUAUCCCUGGAUCGAUGCCAUUAUGAUACAGCUUAAGAAAUGGGGAUGGAUGCACCAUCUGGCACGGCAUUCAGUUGCAUGCUUCCUGACACGUGGUGAUCUGUUUAUCCACUGGGAAAAAGGGCGUGAUGUCUUUGAGAGAUUACUGAUCGAUUCUGAUUGGGCCAUUAAUAAUGGUAAUUGGUUAUGGCUUUCUUGUUCAGCCUUUUUUUACCAGUAUCACCGCAUCUAUUCUCCAAUAUCUUUUGGACGGAAGUACGAUCCUGAUGGGAAAUAUAUUCGACACUUUCUCCCGGUACUAAAAGAUAUGCCGAAUGAGUACAUCUAUGAACCUUGGACAGCUCCACUUAGCAUCCAAAAGAAAGCAAACUGCAUAAUUGGAAAAGAUUAUCCGAGACCAGGUCUUGGUCGUCCAUGACAAAGCGAGCAAAGAAUGCAGAAAAAAGAUGGGAGAAGCGUAUGGAAAGGUCGGUUCUGUGGAAGAGGAAGACAAUGUAGCAGCUUCUGAAUCCACAGCUAUGCAGAAACGGAAAAGGCGGACCUAAGGAAUGCAGCUCAUAGAUUGCGUAACAUUUUGUGUGCAAAAACCAUGUUAACAAAAAAGAGUAGUAAAAGUAAAGAAAGAAACAAACUGUCUUUUUGUCGUCGAAGUUUAUGACGCGGAAUGGGCCUACAAUACAUAAAAUAUGAAAGUCUUUUAUGGUUAA
Musa acuminata AAA Group (dessert banana) is the source of this 1945-nucleotide messenger RNA. RefSeq names its product (6-4)DNA photolyase-like. The record is from RefSeq and is a predicted model, not a curated record. Lineage: Eukaryota; Viridiplantae; Streptophyta; Magnoliopsida; Zingiberales; Musaceae. Gene Ontology annotation, biological process: entrainment of circadian clock by photoperiod; circadian regulation of gene expression. The transcript is spliced from 14 exons. Gene Ontology annotation, cellular component: nucleus; cytoplasm. Gene Ontology annotation, molecular function: FAD binding; deoxyribodipyrimidine photo-lyase activity; DNA binding. The coding region runs from base 97 to 1656 and encodes 519 amino acids.